AAUAGCGUCCAAUCAGAAGAAAGCUCGUGCAGGGUAUAAAAACCCCACAAAGCAGCUUAUUUCUGGACACCGUUAUCAGUCUUUGUGUGGGAUCUGUUGGACUUUAGGAAGGAUUAAGACCACUUUCCCAAAGAAAAACAGUGUAAGGUAAACGCGACCAUGCCUUUCGGUAACACUCACAACCUGCUGAAGAUGAACUACUCCGCGGAGCAGGAGUAUCCCGACCUCAGCAAGCACAAUAACCACAUGGCGAAGGUGCUCACUCCCGAGAUGUACGCCAGCCUGCGGGACAAACAAACCCCAAGCGGAUUUACCCUGGAUGACGUCAUCCAGACAGGGGUCGAUAACCCAGGCCAUCCCUUCAUCAUGACAGUCGGCUGCGUCGCUGGAGAUGAGGAGACAUAUGAGGUGUUCAAAGAUCUUUUGGACCCCGUUAUUGAGGACCGCCAUGGUGGCUAUAAACCCACAGACACACACAAGACUGACCUUAACCCAGACAACCUCCAGGGCGGAGACGACCUUGAUCCCAACUACGUUUUGAGCUCAAGAGUGCGAACCGGCAGGAGCAUCCGAGGAUUCUGCCUGCCCCCCCACUGCAGCCGUGGAGAGCGACGCGGCAUUGAAAAUCUGUCUGUUGAGGCUUUGGGAGCCCUUGAUGGGGACCUGAAAGGAAAGUACUAUGCCCUUAAAGACAUGACAGAGGAAGAGCAGCAGCAGCUGAUUGACGAUCACUUCCUGUUUGAUAAACCCGUGUCCCCACUGCUGCUGGCUUCAGGAAUGGCUCGUGAUUGGCCCGAUGCCCGAGGGAUCUGGCACAAUGACAAUAAGACAUUCCUGGUCUGGGUUAAUGAGGAAGAUCACCUACGUGUCAUUUCCAUGCAGAAAGGUGGAAACAUGAAGGAAGUUUUUAACCGUUUCUGCACGGGCCUCACACAGAUUGAGUCUUUGUUUAAAGAGAAAGGCCACGAGUUCAUGUGGAACGAGCACUUGGGUUAUGUUUUAACUUGCCCCUCCAACCUGGGCACAGGGUUGCGUGGUGGCGUUCAUGUUAAACUUCCCAACGUCAGCAAGCAUGAGAAAUUUGGUGAGAUCCUUAAAAGGCUGAGGCUCCAAAAGCGUGGAACUGGUGGAGUUGACACUGCUGCAGUAGGUGGUGUCUUUGACAUCUCCAACGCAGACCGUCUGGGCUUCUCCGAGGUCGAGCUGGUUCAGAUGGUGGUGGAUGGCGUUAAGCUGCUUGUAGAGAUGGAGAAACGCCUGGAGGGAGGCGACUCGAUCGACGAUCUUAUGCCUGAACAGAAGUGAAGCUUCAUGACUCCCAAAUUAACUCCUCCCCGCCUCCACCAGUUCUCCAGUACCAAUAAUCUUAAGUACAUCAUGGAAUACACUCCACCCAAACGGUAGUGGCACUAAAGUUAGAUGAGUCUUCCAUCAGUGUGAAGGAUUUUGUAUGUCAAACGUCCUGCAAUGUUGGAGAUGGAUCUUAACACCAGAAAUAAAGUCUCUUUGGCCCAUGGA
Molecule: messenger RNA, 1518 nt
Organism: Paramisgurnus dabryanus
Lineage: Eukaryota; Metazoa; Chordata; Actinopteri; Cypriniformes; Cobitidae
Gene: ckbb
Product: creatine kinase, brain b
Biological process (GO): phosphocreatine biosynthetic process
Molecular function (GO): creatine kinase activity
Source: RefSeq, a predicted model, not a curated record